GACAGCCGGGCGGGCACUGGGGCUUCGGUGGCGCCGGCCGGGGGCGGGACAGGAAGGCACGGGUGGCACCGCAGCCUGGCCCGGCGCGGGGAGAGGGCUCUGCCUGCCGUCUCCUCUGGGGAGCCCCGCACCCCAGAGCCCUGCAAGGGACACGUGUCAGCACGUUCCCGCCGUUGUCAUCUCAUCCCAUGUCAUAGCCCCUCCCCCAGGCCUGGGACCUCGGCCCCAUUAUGCUUGGGCCCACCCCCACGCGCUGACCCACAGUCCGGCCCAGACCCUCUCCUGUCACCAUUGGCAGCGAGCGCCCAGGCUCGGACCCCCGCAGGAAGACACUCGUCAGCACGUUCUCACCGCUGUCAUCCCCCUGCCUAGCUCCACCCUAGGCCUGGGAAUUCCGGGCCCUCUGGCCCUUUGUCCCUGGGCCCGGCCCCGCGCUGUCCACAAGCUCGGUCUUCGCCCCUGACCGGCGCGUCUCCCCAGCGACACGCCCCAGCCUGAGAUGCAGCCUUCUGGCUGGGCGGCAGCCAGGGAGGCGGCCGGCCGCGACGUGCUGGCCGCCGACCUCCGGUGCAGCCUCUUCGCCUCAGCCCUACAGAGCUACAAGCGCGACUCGGUGCUGCGGCCCUUCCCCGCCUCCUAUGCCCGCCACGACUGCAAGGACUUUGAGGCUCUGCUUGCAGAUGCCAGCACGUUACCUAACCUGAAGGAACUUCUCCAGUCAUCCGGAGACAAAGACAAACGGGCCCAGGACCUGGUGAGCUGGAUCUUAUCUUCAAAGGUCCUGACGAUCCACAGCGCAGGGAAGGCAGAGUUUGAAAAGAUCCAAAAGCUGACAGGUGCCUCUCACACGCCUGUCCCCACGCCGGACUUCCUGUUUGAAAUUGAGUAUUCUGAUCCAGCCAAUGCCAAAUUUUAUGAGACCAAAGGAGAACGAGACCUAAUCUACGCCUUCCACGGGAGCCGCCUAGAAAACUUCCAUUCCAUCAUCCACAAUGGCCUGCACUGUCACCUGAACAAGACAUCGUUGUUUGGGGAGGGGACCUACCUCACCAGCGACUUGAGCCUGGCCCUCAUUUACAGCCCCCACGGCCACGGGUGGCAGCGCAGCCUCCUCGGACCCCUCCUCAGCUGUGUGGCCGUGUGCGAGGUUAUUGAUCACCCAGAUGUCAAAUGCCAAACCAAGAAAAAAGAUUCCAAGGAGAUAGAUCGCAGAAGAGCAAGAAUCAAACAUAGUGAAGGAGGAGAAAUCCCUCCAAAGUACUUUGUGGUCACCAAUAACCAGCUCCUGCGAGUGAAGUACCUGCUGGUGUACUCGCAGAAGCAGCCCAAGAGGGCUUCCAGCCAGCUGUCCUGGUUUUCCAGCCAUUGGUUUAUGGUGAUGAUCUCCCUGUACCUGCUGCUGCUCCUCGUAGUCAGUGCCAUCAACUCCUCUGCUUUCCAGCACUUCUGGAAUCGUGCGAAGAGAUAAUCUUCCUGGGCCUGGUGUGGGAGCCACACGUGCCUUAUGAUACAUUGUUCUGUAUCCGUGCACCUUGCGUCCAGCCAGGCUGAGCCUGGAGGCCACUUGGGGACCACGGGGCAAUUUUUGUAUGCCAUAAAUGUAUCCAUUGCCUUUGAUGAUGCUCCCAGCCACACUGGUCCAUGGGGGACCACUGGUCCCUCACGUUUAGGUUUUGAGGGAGCCAUCCUGUCUGCUCCUUCCCAAUCCAUCCUAGGGAGGUGGCUUUCCAGCCAGAGCCAAGGGAAAAGUCCUGCUGUGUUUAAAAACAAAGUGUCCAAGCUGUCAGGGGUGUGUUUACAAUGCUCCUGGCAGAGGUCGGCAGUUUCUCUAAUGCUUUCUGGAAGGCGGAAAAUUCGUAGUGGGGGCCAUAAAUCACGAAGCGGUUGCCUUGUUUUGACUCGAGACACCCAAGAGGAACAGUUAUGUUUUUCAUAAAAAUCAGUGGGAUCGGUUUUGAAUUCCAUCAGCCUCUGAAUGUGAGUGCAAAACAUCUCAGUAGUUUUCUCAAAUCAACAGAAACAACUUUCUGCUGCAGCUAUGCCCCCAACCCCAAAUCAUGGCUGAGAAAGGAAGGAGCCAGAGGCCUCAUAAAAAACACCAACGUAACAAUGAGCAACUCAAGGCAUCUUUUUCUAAAAAUUACCAACUGCUGAUUAUAGCUGAAAUGGAACCAAAUGUUUGUUUUCUGAUUUUUUUGUUUUUUUUUUGGAAAGCUAUUUGACAAAUUAGGCUUUGUGAGCUAAGGAAAAGGGGAAGUUUCUAAACUUAGAGCACUAUUGGCCAGUGCCCAUAGCCUGUUUCCUGGCUGUUUAUAGAGAAAGGGACCUGAGCAGCAGGCUUGCCUCCUGUUCUCAUUCUCAUGAAGCUGCCUUGAUUGCACCUGCCUGACCCCCGCAGGCAUUCAGGGGGCUGCUGGCCUUUGAGACAGAGGCCUGCCACAGAGUGCCAUGGUCUGAAUGGGCUGAACCUCCCUCAGAGGGAUGGCAGGUCUGUGGGGACUCAGCCUGGGCUUUAAAUGUGGAGGAAAAGCCCUCUUUGCUGUAUUCUUUUCAUCUCCCUUCCUGCUGGGUUUCAGCCACAAUGGAACCCUGUCUGAUUCAAGGGAGAGAUUUCUGUAAAGAAGGAGAAAAAUCACUUUUUCUAUUAAUUUGUAAAGUUGUGAGAAAGCCGCUCUCAUGGUUUUUCCAUUGAAUAUUGGAACAUUUCAAAAACAAUAAAGGUACUUUCUAAUGAGCAGCUCGCCUUGGUGACUGCUGGCUGCCUCGGUGUGA
Loxodonta africana (African savanna elephant) is the source of this 2772-nucleotide messenger RNA. It is a transcript of the gene PARP16, whose product is annotated as poly(ADP-ribose) polymerase family member 16. The transcript is spliced from 6 exons. Gene Ontology annotation, cellular component: membrane; endoplasmic reticulum tubular network; nuclear envelope. Gene Ontology annotation, molecular function: NAD+ poly-ADP-ribosyltransferase activity; kinase binding; protein serine/threonine kinase activator activity. Bases 500 to 1468 code for a protein of 322 amino acids. Gene Ontology annotation, biological process: endoplasmic reticulum unfolded protein response. NCBI's taxonomy places the organism in Eukaryota, Metazoa, Chordata, Mammalia, Proboscidea, Elephantidae. The record is from RefSeq and is a predicted model, not a curated record.